Molecule: messenger RNA, 273 nt
Organism: Caenorhabditis remanei
Lineage: Eukaryota; Metazoa; Nematoda; Chromadorea; Rhabditida; Rhabditidae
Exons: 2
Coding region: 1-273 (90 amino acids)
Biological process (GO): mitochondrial electron transport, ubiquinol to cytochrome c
Source: RefSeq, a predicted model, not a curated record
AUGAGGCCGACCGUUGUUUCUAUGGGAAAACACUUCGGAAAUCUUGGAAAGAUGUACGGAGAGCACCGUUUCGCGUUGGCUCCAAAUGAGCAGAAGGCUUACAAAGGAUUCUUCGAUCAGGCAUUUGUUAAAACUUUCAAAACCUACGUCUGGGACCAGUGGUAUUACUACAUUCCACAGACCAUUGGAGCCUACUUGCUCUACGAUUGGGCGAAGAAGACUAACCACGAAGCCAACCGAAAGAACCCAGCCGACUAUGCCAACGAUCAAUAA